Messenger RNA from Colias croceus (clouded yellow), 2257 nucleotides. Its product is annotated as angiotensin-converting enzyme-like. The transcript has 16 exons. Gene Ontology annotation, biological process: proteolysis. The coding region runs from base 188 to 2242 and encodes 684 amino acids. Gene Ontology annotation, cellular component: plasma membrane. Gene Ontology annotation, molecular function: peptidyl-dipeptidase activity; metallopeptidase activity. NCBI's taxonomy places the organism in Eukaryota, Metazoa, Arthropoda, Insecta, Lepidoptera, Pieridae. The record is from RefSeq and is a predicted model, not a curated record.
UUAGCCGACGACAUCGUACACUACCAAGUCGUCUUCUGCAUCUAUCAUAUUUAUCUUUGACAGAAACUCGAAAAAAAAAAACAAAAUAUAAAUUCAAAAAUGGAACGCGUCUGACAUUCGAAGCGUGGAUACAGAUAAUUAAAAUUUUGGAUUAUGAGUGUGUUGCUGUUAUAAAAAAAAAAUCAAAAUGGACGUUCAAAAAGGCGCGCUUAUUCUAUUUGCUUUCUACACACGGUUCGCGUGUUCGCAAGAUUAUUAUCGAAUGGGCACCAACACAAACGCCGCUGAAGCGAUGCAAUUCCUUCGAGAAUAUGACAGGGAAGCUUCUGGAAUGUGCUACAGAGUGACGAUGUCCCAAUGGAAGUUCGUCACAAACAUAACGGAAUACAACCGGCACAAGAUGCUGGAAGAGCUAGGGAUCAGCUCCAAGUUCGAAAGGCUCUCCUGGAGGAAGGCAGCCGCGUAUGACGCGACCAGGGUCUCUGACCCCCUGGGGAGGAGACAAUUGAUGAAGAUCAUACAAAGUAGCAGGGCUGCGCUGCCAGAUGAUAAGUUUAUUGAGCUACAAUCCCUAAUAACAGAAAUGAAGGAAAUCUACAAUUCAGCCAAAAUAUGUCCCUUUGGCCAAAAACCGUAUGACCCACACAUACCAAAACCUUCUGAAACAUACCAAGAAAAGCACCAACAAUUCCACUUAGCAAGUGGACCGUACCAACAUUACGAAGUCCAGGAGACCCAGGACUUCCCUAACUACUGUGACAUGCAGUUAGACCCGGAGAUAUCCAGGAUUCUAGCGCAUUCCCGGAUUGAAAGUGAACUGCUGUACGUGUGGAAAAGUUUUAGGGAAAAAACCGGGCCUAAAGUGAGGAAUCGGUUUAUGAGAUAUGUGAUGUUGGCGAACCAAGCGGCUGUUAGUACUGGAUACAAAGACGCAGGUGACCAAAUGCGUGCUCCGUACGACGAUCCCUCCUUCCGCACUAGCGUUGAAGAGAUAUACAACCAAGUGGCCCCACUUUACAAGCAAUUAUUCACUUAUGUGAGAAAACGUUUAGUGCAAAGAUAUGGGGGUAGUGUGAGAAGUGAUGGGCCUAUACCUGCGCAUUUGUUGGGUAACAUGUGGGCUCAAAAUUGGAAGUCAAUCAUGGAUUUAGUGAUGCCGUUUCCACAAUCUCCCAAUGUUGAUGUUACUGCUGAAAUGUUAAGACAAGGCUUCACUCCAUUGAGAAUGUUCCAAAUGGCUGAAGAAUUCUACACCUCUAUGGGUCUAAAACCAGUACCACCUGAGUUCUGGCGCGGAUCUUUACUAGCUCGACCUACACGAGCUGCUCAGUGUACUGCUAGCGCUUGGGACUUUUGUAAUCGGAUUGAUUAUAGAAUAAAACAAUGCACAGAAGUGACGAUGCAAGAUCUAAUUUCAACCCAUCACGAAAUGGCGCACAUACAAUAUUACUUACAAUAUUCCGACCAACCGCAAUUGUUUAGGGAUGGAGCGAAUCCGGCAUUCCACGAAGCUGUAGCUAAUGCGGCAACACUGUCAGUUUACAACUUACCACAUUUGCAACGAGUGGGUUUAUACCAGAAUAAAACCCACGACCCUUAUGAAGUGACAAUGAAUUUUCUGAUGGCGAUGGCUCUUGAGAAAGUUGCUUAUUUACCAUUCGCUUUCAUGGUUGAUCAGUGGCGUUGGUCAGUAUUUGAAGAUGGCGUCGAAAAUAUGAACGCAAGAUGGUGGCAAAUGAAAUUAAGAUAUCAGGGUGUAACUCCACCAAUACCAAGAACAGAAGCUGAUUUCGAUCCCGGAUCCAAAUAUCAUAUCAUUUCUGAUCAGGAAUACAUAAAAUACUUUCUAGCUACAAUACUAGAGUUCCAAAUAUUCGAACAACUGUGUAUCGCUUCGGGACAUAUCGGCCAUUUGCAUGAGUGUGAUGUCUACAGGAGUAGAGAUGCUGGGAGGCUUUUGAGUGAAAUAAUGCAGCCGGGAUCUUCGAAACCAGCAUCUGAAAUAAUAAGAAGUAUGACGCGCGGACGGACCAACAGAAUAUCACCAGAAGCACUUGUUAAGUACUUCCGUCCUUUAGAACUAUGGCUGCGAGUACAGAACCGCGACGAAAGACUCAUCGGUUGGAAUUCGAAUCAUCUAGAUGUGGCUAUGUUCGCGCCGCAGAAAAGCGCGGGAAUUUCAAAUGGAAUGUCAAAUGUUUUCGUUUUUGUUUUUUUAAUUUGUUUGUGGCUUGUUUUAUAAAGAGGUUUAUUGUUG